AUUGUGAAAUAUCCCAAAAUUCGAUUAUAAAAAAAAAAAAAAAAAACAAAGAGAAAUGCAAACAUUUGCUUCAGGAAGAAGAGUCUGCCUCAACCUCAUCACCGUCGUCUUCUUAUCGCUGCUCGCUCUGAUCGUCAUGGCUGAAUCUACCGGAGAAACACCGUCCGAAGCGAAGGUUCACAUCAUCUACACCGAGAAGCCUACCGAUGAGGAACCCAAGGACUAUCAUCUCCGUACCCUUUCCUCCGCUCUCGGCAGUGAUGAAGCUGCAAAAGAUGCGCUGAUUUACAGUUACAAGGAAGCUGCUUCUGGUUUUUCAGCUAAACUCACACCUGAGCAAGUCGCCGAGAUAUCAAAACAACCAGGUGUGCUUCAAGUUGUGCCGAGCCAGACCUAUCAGCUGCACAAACCUGGUGGUGGUUUCAAGUUGACCUAACGUUGACUCUGUGUAUCCAUCUUCUUCUCAACUUGAUCUGUUGGUUUACAGAGACUAGCUUCUUGUUGUAAUGUUGUGGCUUUGAACUAGUAUCUAACUAAAAUAAUGUCAUGGAUUUGGAGUUGUUAUGUGUUGUUGAGAAUCGAGUUUCUUCAAUAUAUAUUAUUUUAAGAGAAAUGUUUGUUUUUUUAGUUCCUUUCAUAUGCGUUAAUUCGGAAAAGAAAUACUAAGGAAUAAAAAUAAUAAUCUGGUUUCAAA
Messenger RNA from Eutrema salsugineum, 694 nucleotides. RefSeq names its product subtilisin-like protease SBT3.9. NCBI's taxonomy places the organism in Eukaryota, Viridiplantae, Streptophyta, Magnoliopsida, Brassicales, Brassicaceae. The transcript is spliced from 3 exons. The record is from RefSeq and is a predicted model, not a curated record. Bases 56 to 436 code for a protein of 126 amino acids.